Exophiala viscosa is the source of this 1109-nucleotide messenger RNA. Its product is annotated as proline iminopeptidase. The transcript is spliced from 3 exons. Gene Ontology annotation, molecular function: peptidase activity. The coding region runs from base 94 to 1011 and encodes 305 amino acids. Lineage: Eukaryota; Fungi; Ascomycota; Eurotiomycetes; Chaetothyriales; Herpotrichiellaceae. The record is from RefSeq and is a predicted model, not a curated record. Gene Ontology annotation, biological process: proteolysis.
UGAGGACUUCAAGCACGAUAUAAGAUGUUGUAACAUCCACUUCACUGUGUUUGGAGAUCGAGAAGGUAAACUCACCCUCAAAUCACUUUGAAAAUGGCAAGUCAAGGCACUACGACAGUCUCGACUGUGAAGACAGACGACGGAGUCAACCUGCACGUCAAAGUACUUGGAGAUGAUGCGACAAAAAGAAAGCCCCUGCUCAUCUCGCUCCAUGGCGCGCCAGGCCUCUCAACGCACAUGGAGCCAGAAGCUUCCUUCGCUUUUCUUUCUGACACCUUCCGAGUUCUGGUAUACGACGCUCGAGGCAGUGGAAUAUCGGACCAUAUUGGACCAUAUACACACGACCGCUGGAUUAAGGACAUUGAAAUUCUAAGACAGUGGGCGGGCGCGGAGACGUUUGUUCUUGCUGGUGCCUCAUAUGGCGCCUUCAUUGCCCUCGAUUAUGCCAUUCUACAUGGGGACAGGCUGUACGGGCUUCUACUCCGAGGUGCCUGGGCAAAUGGGAAGCUCGGCCCGAUGAAUGCCUUAGCGAAUAUCUUGACCUCCCACAAGGUCAAAGUCGACGUAGCACGUCAAGUUCGCGUCUGGUCCGGAACCUUACGCAAUGAUGAGGACUAUGAAGCUGCGAUUCUAGAACUUCUUCCGUUCUAUACGCCGCCUGAGGAUGAGUCGGCUACGGCUACGACGGAAGAGAAGCCCGAAUCGACCGAAUUCAAGGGCACCGUCAAAUACCACUCCGCCACCCAGAACUUCGCCUUCAGUGUUAAUCAGCCGCGCUUCGAUGUGCGGGAUCAGCUCCAUACAAUCAAGGCACCCACGCUCGUGGUGGUCGGUCGUCACGACAAUGUGACCCCAGUGGAGUGCAGUCGAGAGAUUGCAGAUAAACUUCCCCAUGCAAGGCUGGAGAUCUUCGAGAAAUCAGGACAUAGUCCGCCUUCGGACGAGCCGCAGAAGUUUGAGGCAGUAGUCGCAGACUGGCUCAAGGCUGAUGUUUUGCCUGUGUUAAAGUAGUAUAGUACUUGGUAGAUGUUCAAGCGAUGUAGCUUGACCCUGACGAUUCCAUAUCGUUAUUGCCCAACAUCGAGUGGGCAACUUAAUCCACGUCAAUC